UUAUAUAUUUCGCCGCGACUGAUUUGGCACGAUGUGAACAGUCUAGAAGUAGCGUAGCGGUUUGGCAGAUCGGCGAGACAAACCGGGAAAGUCCGCGUACCUGUUGAUUGGUCAAAUUUUUGAAUUUCCCGCUUCCGUCGGUAAAGCUAGGUUCUAACGUGUCGGCCUCGACAAUCUAUAUAGAGGUUAGAUUACGCUCUAAAUUCACACUGCACAUCUCGCGCCUUUUCCGCCGCUGCACUUGAUCCGGCAAAUAAAAUGUAAACUUGUUUUUUCUUGUCGUAAGUGUUUUUUUGUGUUGUUUGUGUAUAAUCUCUGUUUUGUUGUUCGGAAAGUUUACGUGUGUAAAUAGUAUUAUUGACAGUUACAUGAGGUGUGUAUUAUGUCAUUGCGAAAACCUUAACGUGUAAAUUCGGAAAAAGUUGAAAAAAACACAACGAUACGAUUAGUGCUGAGAAAUGAACGCAACAUGAAAUCUAAUCAACGGAAUCGAGUAAUGAAGAGAAGCAAGUUUCCAGACUUCAGCUUGAGUUUGCCCUGUACUCGAUUGUAAGAUGUCUAAAAGAAACUUGAAAGAUAACAAUGUUUCUUCGCCAGCCAAAAGACAAAGAGUCGAUGGUAGGAAUGAAGCUCGUGCAGCAAGAGAACAAAAUCCAAUUCAGAAUGUCCCUCAAAGCGAUCUCUUUCAAAAUGAUGAUAUUUGGGGUGAUGACUUUGGAGAGGCAGAGAUUGAAAAAAUGGACAUUGUCGCAUCGCAAGCAACAGAAGAGGAAGCUGUUUUUAAAACCCCUAUGGUAAGAUCAGACUCUACCAAAUCUACCGUAAGUACGUCCUCUGAUCCAAAACCCUCUACUAGCUCUGGAGUGAGAGGAGGAGGGUUCUUUAUCACAAGUUCUCAAAGUCGCAGUGGAUUCAAUUCUGUGGCGCAAUCACAGAUGUUGGCUUCUUCCGAUAUAGACAGAGAGAUUAUAGAAAGUACUCAAGCUAUAAUGUUUGAUGACUUUGAAAAUGAUAUUAAAGGAAAUUCUCAUAAUUCAACAUUUCGCAGUAGACAAGAAACGUCACAAAAUAGUGUUGUUUUGGUCACAGAUGACGAACAAGUGGAAAGGUGGAAAGAAGAAAAGAAAAAGUUGCUUGAAGACUUUAUGACAAAGGAGGGUGAAACGGAAUUUCUGCGCCAGCAAUUAAAUCAAAUUCAGACUCGUGCUGAAAAUGAGAAAAAAGAGAAGGCUAUCUUAAUACAAGAGCUGGAGAAAAAGUAUAAGGCAGAAAUAGAUCGAUUGCUUAAGGAAAAAUCGUCACUUGAAUCUCAAAUGCAGUACCAGACUUUGCAGUUCAAUGAUGCCUCUGCAAAAUCUAGGCUCAGAGAGUCUGGUUCUGUUAAAUUUGCUCAGCCACAAGCAAAUGUACUGAAGACAAACAAAGAUAGAAGUAUUAAUGCUUCAAUGAGUUGGACAACUCCAAAGAGGGUUAAAACGAAAGAGAGUGGUACACAAAUUGAAAAGACUCAUACAUCUGAAAUUUUAAAGACCAAUAUUGUCCAAUAUCCCUUAAAAAUAAUACCCCAGUGUAUAUUUGAGCCACCAGAACCUGAAAAAUCAGUAGUUGAAAUCAAAAUUGAGGAAAAAAUUGGCAAGAGAAAUUUAGCUAUCAUACAAGAAGAGGAAACUUUUCGUAUAUUCGAGAAUCCUGAAUUGUCAAAACCGAAGACAACAACGAUUGACGGAAAGAUCCUGAGUACGGAAUUUUUUCUACCAGACCUCGGCAGCCUCAUGAACAAAACAAGCGACGAGCUCAACUCUUCCAGUGUCAUCCCAAUUAUAAACAAACUGGUGGCAACAUCACGCGAGCUUCUGCUAAAUUCCACUAUCGUCCUGCAGAACAUCGCGCAAGCUUUGCAGAAUGAUGAUAUCCGCGACAUGAACGAGAUCUACCUGUCUGAAUUUUACGAAAUGCCGGUGCCGCACACGAGGUCCAUUUGCGAAGCUCGUCCCUGGUACGAGCUUGAGCGAGGUAUCGAAACUCGUCGCGCUCUAGGCAUACUCAGCUACGUGGCUUCUAUUUCAAGGUACUUGGCUGACUACGUCGCUGGAAACCAUAAGCUGAAACUAGACAGGGAUCACAGCUAUGCGGUUUACGCAAAUCAGCUGAACAGUUAUAAUUCGUGGCAUAAAAAGGGUUUCGACUUUGAAUUCCUGGAUAUGGCCACCGAGUUCGUUGCUGUCGUUGGCACGAUUCGGAGAUCUCAUCAGUUUUCUGGAUUGAUAAACGCUAUCAUGAUUUUGAUUGCUAAUGUACAGGAUAAUGUUGGAUUUCCUCCAGCUGGGAUAAAAAGAGUUUGUUCAAUUUUUAAAGAAGUAAUUUACAGCAGACCAGUGCUUGCCUGUUUUAUGCCAGUAACAAAUACAUUGAAAGAAUUUUCUCAAGAUUCUAAUUUUGUUAGUAAAUUGUGCAUUGGUCCAGAAAAGUCCGGUAUCAACUUAUGGAAAGGAUCAUUCAAUUUCACACCAGAUGCUUGUGCCCUAGAAAUUUUCAUCGCACAAUUAGAUUAUUUUAAACUAGAUCCAAUUACGUUGAUUAAUAUUACAAAAGACUUAGCUUCCUUUUGUAAUAAAGCAUUAUUAAAUAAUUCUAUUCCCUGGCUUCAGAAAACAUCAAGUUCGUGUAAUUGUUGUUUGAACUUGCUCAAAUUUGUAGUUAUAAAUUUAUACGAAUGUUCGAAAAUUAAUGUUAAAGAAUUGAAGAAUAAAUAUAAUAUGAAUGACAUUUUGUGGAGGAUAUCCAAGCAUGAGGUUAGUGACAAAAAGCACAAAAUUAAUUGGAAUAACGAAUUAUCUGAAGACUGGAGUAAUUUUGAAAAGAAUAAUUAUGAAGAUUUUUGGGAGACCUUGAAAACAUCUCAGUACUGCGCUAUAGCGUAUGGAAUUCGAUUAUUGAGUUUUCUUGCAAAGCGAGAUUUAGAUUUUAUGAUUAGAUUAACGUACAUUGAAGACGCAUUUCAUCUCUUUCUCAACAAUAUUGACAAAAAAAAGGAUUUAAGACUUAAAACCAGUGACGAAAUAGCAUUGGACAUCGUUAAGAAAACUUUUGUUCUCGAAAAAAAUAAGGAAGACAACAAACUUAGCCAGCAACUGGAUGUUUUAAACCUGGAAAAUGAGAUGUGGACCGAUUUUAAAACGCAAACUAGUCAAGAUUUAACUAAACUAUACGAAGAUUCGUUAUGAUAAUAUGAUAAUAAAUAACAAGAUUGCUGUUGUUCCUCUGAGUCAUAUUGACCAGUUGCAACUUUAUAUCUGUAUAUUUCCAAUUCCAUGCGUUCUUGCUGAAAGUAUAAAAAGAUAUUUAUAAUUAUGUUGAGCAAAUCUCGUUACGUUAUUUAAAUUGACAGUACUUUUUUAUUUUAUUAUUUAUACUAAAUAUUAGGCAUCUCAUUGUAGAAUAUGUGUCGAAAGAAUUUUCUACAAUAAAUCUAUUUAUAUAAUACAA
Nasonia vitripennis (jewel wasp) is the source of this 3486-nucleotide messenger RNA. RefSeq lists its product as uncharacterized. Bases 555 to 3224 code for a protein of 889 amino acids. The transcript is spliced from 14 exons. NCBI's taxonomy places the organism in Eukaryota, Metazoa, Arthropoda, Insecta, Hymenoptera, Pteromalidae. The record is from RefSeq and is a predicted model, not a curated record.